AUGAAGUAUGACGCAGCACUCUUCACUACUCUAGCCGUCAGCAUGGCGUCCGUUCGUGCUGCUCCAGCCCAGGAGCAGCCCCGCGCAGCUUUCACGCCGAGUGCCCCUUUCGUGACUUGCGUUCAAAAGACGUUCCCCAAGUUUCCGAAAGAGGGCAACCCUACUACGGAACAGCUUCGAGCUUGUCUUCCUGGAGCCCAUCCACAAGCGACACGCGAGCUUGUCGAUCGGGAUGCCAAAGGCGACUUCGACUCCGGCAUACAAUCCCGCGGGUUAAUGGAUACUGUCGAGGUACUGGGGAAGCUGAUGGGCAUCGACCAGAAAUCAAAGUGCCUGGACGACAAUGGAGUGCCCACUAAGCUACACGACGAAUUUGUGUGGGUUGAAGACGUCACGAAUGCAGCAGCCAGCCUCUGCAAUGAUGCCAUGGCCAUUAUCGACAGGACUGGCCUCGGUGAUGACGGUGGAAUCGCAUACGUAUCCAAAGGGUUCAGUAACGCCCACGAUGAACAAAGCAACUAUCUUCACAACCGCCGAAAGCUUCUCCUUACAAUGGCCGUCAACUACUACCCUCCCGCAUCCGUUGCCAAAGAAGCGAUCAAGGAUAUAGCGAAGGGAGUGCGCGAUCUCUGUUCCGCUGGCGUUUCGAGGCUCAUGGAUGAAAGGGAUGGAUGUACGUCGAAGGUCAAGUGGUACAUUUCGCAGAAGGCCAAAUGGGAUGACCAUCUAGCUGCUGUCGGUGGACAAGUCGGCAUGUACUUCGAUGGUUCUAACAAUCAUUUCGGCACGAUCAGCCUUGAAUUUAGCGAGGAUAGCAACUAG
Messenger RNA from Westerdykella ornata, 822 nucleotides. RefSeq lists its product as uncharacterized. The transcript has a single exon. NCBI's taxonomy places the organism in Eukaryota, Fungi, Ascomycota, Dothideomycetes, Pleosporales, Sporormiaceae. The coding region runs from base 1 to 822 and encodes 273 amino acids. The record is from RefSeq and is a predicted model, not a curated record.